AUGGGAACCAUUUCAUUAGCCGUACAAUUGUUCAUUGUAUUCCUGCUAACUUCGUAUCUCCUGAAUAAAGUGAGUCUACACUCGUUUCAUCAUAAUUACCGAGUUCAAUUUGUUGAUUUCAGUAUUCCACUAUUCGAAAGCAGAAUCCUAUAGUAACGAUUUCCACGUUCAUUGGAUGGUAUUUCUCUCUGAUCAUCAUAUUCGUCCUCCCUCUCGAUGUGGCAAUUGUAAGUUCUUCUAAAGACAUUUUACAGCUGAGUCGUCGUUUUCAGACGUUCUUCCAUAAAUGCGAAACGGAUCGGCAACGACUGUUAAAUGUGUCAUCGACUCCGGCUCCAGUGAUUCCGGAAUGCGAGUUGCCGGGAGGAUACGUGCCGGAUGGCGUGCUCUUUGAUCUUUGGCGUGUCGUCUAUUGGAGUGCCCAGAUGCUUACAUGGCUCAUACUGCCGCUUCUCCAGAGUUACGUUACUGCCGGCAAUUUUACAAUUUUUGGAAAAAUCCGUGCUGCGGUAAUCAACAAUGCGUUGUACUACGGAAUCUACUCUCUUUGCUUCCUCGCAAUUCUCAUCUACGCCAUGUUCAAAGGAGUUUCCCUCAACAUGUAAGAAACAUGUGCGUCUAAUUCAACAUCAAUUCAAAGGUUCUGUUUGCAGCGAGAAUUUUAAAGUUAUUCUGGUGUCUGCCUCGAAUACGUGGGGUCUUUUCUUGCUCGUCGUGUUGCUCGGACACGGACUCGUCGAAUUGCCGCGCAGUCUCUGGCACCAUGGCAAUCGGCGUAAGUGAAAUAGUACAUGGAAUAAAUGAAAGAGAGCAACUAUUCAGAUUAUCGAUUGAGAAGAACGUACUUUGACAUCGAAAAGUUAACGUCCGAGAAAAGUGAAGCAGAAGAAAGUGUGAAGGAAAUGUACAAGUGAGCAGUUGCAGUUAUCAACUGCAGUUAUACUCAUUUCUUUUUAUCUUUCAGGAAAGUUCGAGUAAUUUUUAAUUCCAUGAAAAGUGACACAAAUGGUCAGAGAAGAAAAGUGAGAACGAUAUUGUCAAAGUUUAGCGAUGACGUCAUCGACCAACUGUUCCCAUCGCGUCAAGUUAUUGACAAUGCCAAUUUGGAGGAAGGCGAAGGACACUGCUCAGAAGCAAAACUGAUCAAUCUGCACAAAAAGACGAUCUACGCUGUCCAAACACUCAACAGUGCUACGGCUCAGUGGAAGUGAGCAUUUAGUUUUUUUUUUCAAAGUUCAAUGUUCUUUUUCAGAGUGCUUGUCGAUCGAGCUCUGUUUUUGGAAAAUCUGGCGUUUUCGGAGUCGCACGGCUACAACAUGGAGCUUCAGAGAAUCGGAUGUGUUCCCGUUCCGGUCCGCAAGUUCUGGUACACUCGUCUACAAGCUCCCUUCUGUCGAAUUCUCGGAGUUGUGACUGUAUCGAUGACUUUCUUCGUUCUUUUCUCCGAAUGCACAUUCUUCGUCGUUUCCCACACUCUCUCUCCAGCUGCGCUUGUCACUGAAUAUGCUGCAAAUCGGUUCCAUUACAAGUACACGCAGUUUGUUGCCUUCGGAAUCAUUGUCUAUUUGAUUACCUGUGCAUACUUCACCAUCUUUCGGCUCCAAAUCUACAAGUAUUAUCACUUAGAUCCGAACGGUCACACUGAUGAAAACAGUAUUCUGUUCAGUGCGAUGUAAGCUCCUACUGGUCUUAUAAAUUCUUGUUAUCCCUUAUUUUCAGGCUCCUCUGUCGCUUGACUCCUCCGAUCUGCUUAAACUUUUUGGGGAUGAUUCACAUGGACUCGCACAUUUCAAUGGCGAAAAGCUUCGGAGUUGAGACUCAGUUCACGAAACUGAUGGGACAUCUGGACGUGAUUCCAAUUCUCGCCAAAGGAAUCAACAUUUACCUGCCUAUAUGUAUAAUUCUGCUCUGUGCCAUUCACUACUACCGCGUCGGAGCCUACGUCCUCCACAAUAUUGGAUUUGACCAGUUUGUGGAAGCGGACGAAAUGACGAAUGACAUGAUCAACUCUGGUCGAUCUCUUGUGCAGAUUGAGAGGAAUUCCCUGAGACGAUCGAGCGAAAAGAAUCAAAGAAAUCAGAACUGGCAGAGUAGUGCCGGGAGCAAUGGAAAUACAACUAAUCCCGGUCAAAAAUACAAGUGGUCGAGGAAGAACGAAGAAGAACGGCCGAUGUUGGAAGAAGAGGAGAUGGAAGAGCGGGAGCCGACGGAAAGCACUCGGAUCGGGAUGUCCCCGACGGAACACCCUUCUUCGAGUGGCUUCUUUGACGACAUGUGA
Molecule: messenger RNA, 2278 nt
Organism: Caenorhabditis sp. 36 PRJEB53466
Lineage: Eukaryota; Metazoa; Nematoda; Chromadorea; Rhabditida; Rhabditidae
Source: the annotation of a GenBank genome assembly